AUGGCUGGUUUAACAGAGGAGCGUUUGCGCGUGGUGGCGAUCAUUCACGCGCUCAAAGCUGUCGGUAUCCGCGUGAAAAACUGGAAGAACUUUCUAAAUGGAGAUUCAAACGGUGAACAAACUUUUAUUCAGGAGGGCGCGUCACAACGCUUUGCUUUUGGACGUGAGCUGCGCUUGCUCCCUCAACAGGAGCUGUCUGACAUGGGCGGUACAGUACCUCAGUUCCUGGUGGAGGCCUGUGGGUAUCUGUCACAACAUCUGGAUACAGAGGGUCUUUUCAGGAAGACUGGUUCCCUGAGUCGUAUAAGGGGUCUAAGGCUGCGCUUGCUCCCUCAACAGGAGCUGUCUGACAUGGGCGGUACAGUACCUCAGUUCCUGGUGGAGGCCUGUGGGUAUCUGUCACAACAUCUGGAUACAGAGGGUCUUUUCAGGAAGACUGGUUCCCUGAGUCGUAUAAGGGGUCUAAGGGCAGAUCUGGAGCAGGGAAAGCCUGUCUUCCUUCCCUCGCAUGCAUCCCUCCUGCAGCCCUCUGAUGUCGCCUCUCUCAUCAAGCAAUUCCUACGUGAGCUGCCGUCUCCUCUCAUCCCUACGAACCUCCAGAUCCCUCUGAUUCAGGCCCAGGGACUUGAGAUGACACAUGACCAGGAGGGAGCAAGAAACAGAACAACACUGCUCAUAACAGCUCUGUUUCCUUCAUCCCACGCUCGUGCACUCAGAUACCUCUGCACCUUUCUGCAUCAAGUUGCAGAGAGAUGCAGUGAAAAUAGAAUGGGUGCUACCAGUCUGGCAGUUGUUAUUGCUCCUAACCUGCUUCAGUCUCCAGCACCACCUUGCAAACUCACUCUGGACACAGAGAAACAUUUAGACCAGCAGACAUCAGUGAUCAAAUCACUUAUUCUUCAUGCAGAUCGUAUUGGUGUUGUUCCAUCGUGUGUGCUGGAGGCAUCAAAAGCAACAGUGAGAACUGAGACGCCCUCUCCUGCAGGUGGCGCUAUGUUUAGUAAGAGGACAGGACUCAGUGUUUACAGAAGUCUGAGAAGACAAAGGAGGCGAAGUGUUGGUGAAAUAUUUGUAGAUGCUUUUUCCAAACUGAAGCCAUGUCGUACUCCCACUGGACCACCGAUAGUCUUAGAUGUCACACCAGUGACUCCUCUCUCAAAAAGCCCCACCCCUCAAUCACCAGUUACAGUCAAACGCAAAGCCACUGAGGAAUCACUUCCUGAACUUGAAGGAUCUGCAAGGAAAAGGCGGUCUCUGCAUGACCUAAGAGAGGACACACUGACAACCAUCACCCAGCCAGAAGAAUGUGUAAGCAGUCAUAGUCCCCUGGAAGAAAAGUGUAGAAAAGAAGAUCCCAUUCCCACCACUUCCAAAAAGAGAAACCACAUAAGAGAACAGCAGAAAUCACUUAGGCCUCCAGCACAAGAAGAAAAGGUGCAUCGGAGAAGAAAAUCUCUCAGAUUUUUCGCUGUGUCCAGUGGCAACAACAGUAACCCUGUGUCAGAUGACACACUUACAUACAUAAUACACCGUCACAUAGACUAG
Messenger RNA from Sinocyclocheilus grahami, 1545 nucleotides. RefSeq names its product rho GTPase-activating protein 11A-like. The record is from RefSeq and is a predicted model, not a curated record. Bases 1 to 1545 code for a protein of 514 amino acids. Gene Ontology annotation, molecular function: GTPase activator activity. The transcript has 14 exons. NCBI's taxonomy places the organism in Eukaryota, Metazoa, Chordata, Actinopteri, Cypriniformes, Cyprinidae. Gene Ontology annotation, biological process: signal transduction.